Prorocentrum cordatum is the source of this 453-nucleotide messenger RNA. The record is from the annotation of a GenBank genome assembly. Lineage: Eukaryota; Dinophyceae; Prorocentrales; Prorocentraceae.
CGCAGGACUACCAGGAGGACCGCGAGCUCGACCAGUACGACCCAGAGAUGCUCGACGACUCGGAGCAGCCGCGCAUGACUGUCGAGCAGCGCCUCGCCGCCGAGAUGGAGCUGGACACCGGACAUGCGGGACGGCCGAGCUCGCGACCAAAGGCCCGGCCCCAACCCGAUGGAGGCCAGCCCAGCGGCGACCCUGGCGGGCAGUGGCGACGAGGCCGACGGUGCGGAAGGUGCCAGGCGCGUCCGCCGACGCGUCGCCGCUCCAGGCGAUCCGGGGGACGAGGAGCCGCCAGAGCCAAGUCCUUCUGCCUCGGACGAGGACGACGAGGUGCCCGAGUCAUACUACGACCUGACGCACGAGCGCCUGUCCGAGGGCGCCGAGCCCGUCGACAAGCGGCUGGAGGAGAAGAUCCGCCGCAAUUUCCGCCAGUUCCUCCUGAAGUUCACGCCCGAG